AUGCAUAGAGCGAUCGUCUACGUGUAUGUUCUUCUUCUAAUUGCUAUCUAUACUAAUGCGUUCCCGAAGGAUCCAGCUAUCAACGAGAUACAACGCCUUGAAGAGGCAGCUGCUCGAAAUGUUCAUAUCAGUGAGCAAGAUAUGAUCAUGUUGAAUAGUGAUCGGAGCGGCAACCAAGAUAGAAAUAUAGCUGCAUUCAAUCUUAUUGCUUCCCGCGUCAAUCCCAGUGAACGUUCACUUGUAGAUCAAAUUACGUUACUCGCUGGUAUCAAUCAACCGCCGAAAACCACAGCUUGA
Adineta ricciae is the source of this 297-nucleotide messenger RNA. The record is from the annotation of a GenBank genome assembly. NCBI's taxonomy places the organism in Eukaryota, Metazoa, Rotifera, Eurotatoria, Adinetida, Adinetidae.